Messenger RNA from Laccaria bicolor S238N-H82, 408 nucleotides. RefSeq lists its product as uncharacterized. Lineage: Eukaryota; Fungi; Basidiomycota; Agaricomycetes; Agaricales; Hydnangiaceae. The record is from RefSeq and is a predicted model, not a curated record. The transcript has 7 exons. Bases 1 to 408 code for a protein of 135 amino acids.
AUGUGUGCUGGGGGAACAGCUUGCCUCUGGCAAGGCAUGACUGAGCGAAGGGGUCCAGGGGGUGUGCCCCUGGCAAGCUGUGACCAGCACUGGAGGCACGGCCAAGCGUUAGCAAGUGCCGCGCCAUCAUUGCUGCAUCAAAUUCUUUAUAAAAUGUGUGUCAGAACUGGGAUUAAACAUAUGCACUGGGAGGUCCAGGGAGCUGGCCAAGUGCAAUUUGUAUCAGAUAGUCCAAGGGGCUUGGCUUUGGCAAGCUGGCCAAGUGCAAACUGGGAUAAAGAAUGUGUAUCAGAAUGGAGAUUAAAUACAUAUAUUAGAAGUGGGAUAAAACAUGUGCACUGGAACUGGGAUAAAAUAUGUGUACCAAAACUGGAAUUAAACAUGUGUACCGGGGGGUCCAUGCUAUAG